Molecule: messenger RNA, 919 nt
Organism: Acomys russatus (golden spiny mouse)
Lineage: Eukaryota; Metazoa; Chordata; Mammalia; Rodentia; Muridae
Gene: Gtsf1
Product: gametocyte specific factor 1
Exons: 8
Coding region: 1-750 (249 amino acids)
Source: RefSeq, a predicted model, not a curated record
AUGUGGAUGUCAGAGGACAACUCUCAGGAGUUUAUCCCAGGGACUAAACUUGGGUCACCAGGCUUGCAGGACCAUGUAGACCGGAGAGUAGAGGACCGGUGGUGGAUAAAAUCAAAGAAGCUGAAGACCCCCAACAGGCGGCCUUGGCGGCAGGAGGGCAAGCCAAAGGAAGAGGGCAACACAGACGUUAGCGGGGCUGCACUGCGCCUGCGCAGGCCACAGUCACAGGAAGUGCGACCCCCCGCCUGGCACCAGGCCGGAAUCGACUCCCUGGACCCUGAAAAGUUACUACAGUGCCCCUAUGAUAAAAAUCACCAGAUCAGGGCCUGCAGGUUUCCUUAUCAUCUUAUCAAGUGCAGAAAGAAUCAUCCUGAUGUCGCAAACAAAUUGGCUACUUGUCCCUUCAAUGCUCGGCACCAGGUCCCCCGGGCUGAAAUCAGUCACCAUAUCUCAAGCUGUGAUGACAAAAGCUGUAUUGAGCAGGAUGUGGUCAACCAAACCAGGAACCUUGGACAAGAGACUCUGGCUGAGAGCACAUGGCAGUGCCCUCCUUGUGAUGAGGACUGGGAUAAAGAUUUGUGGGAACAAACUAGCACCCCGUUUGUCUGGGGCACAGCCAGUUUCUGUGGCAACAACAGUCCUGCAAACAACAUAGUUAUGGAGCAUAAGAGUAACCUGGCUUCAGGCAUGCGAGUUCCCAAGUCUCUGCCCUAUGUUCUGCCAUGGAAAAAUAAUGGAAAUGCACAGUAACUGAACAUCUUUUUCAAGUAAGUAUUUGUUUCAUUCCAUUGUCUCUUCAGAUGACAGCAAGAUUUAACUGGUCAUAAAGCAAUUUGAGUCCAAUUUUCUUUCAGAUUAUGAUACCAAAUUAAAGCUUUGUGUGUGCAAGUGUUUUUACGUAUAUAGCCUCUAUAAUGGC